GCUGAUGCACCUCGGCGAGUAAGGAAAUUGCGUGCGCCUUCACGCAUCGCUCAAGUUGAACAAAAGAUCGAUGGACUUGUAGCUAAGCUCGUCUGUGCACCUGAUAAUGACGCCGUGUCUGAUGCAGCACCCGGCCCACCGACUGUUUCUCCAAGGGCUAAGCACAGGACAGUCGCCCUGGAAAACUUGAUGCAACCUUCUAGGCCCACGAUUUCACAACCAAAAGCACGUGCAGAGCAAUGUGCCGAAGAUGCUGAAGUCGAUCGCCAGUAUCUCGAGGAUAUUCGAAAGAUUCAUCGACUUGAUGAGCAUCAAGGUGACAGCCAGGCCGCCGACGGCCCUUACAAACGACAUAGACGACCGGAAGAGUCUAUAGACGAUGAUCUUGUCAGAGACAUACUAGCUUCAGACGAAGCCGAGUUGUUGAUGAAAGAGUUUCGUCAGAUGGCGGUUACUUUCCCCUUUGUUGUAAUACCUCAACAUCUCUCUGGCACUGAACUGCAUGCGGAGAAGCCGAUGCUCUUUCUUGCGGUAAUAACAGUAGCCUCCUGGAGAAAUUAUUCACAGCAGAGGAAACUCGAUAAGGUUUAUCGCACAGAGCUUGCUCAUCGCACAAUCAUUAGUCCUCAAAAGACGCUUGGUCUAGUCCAAAGCAUCCUGGUGUAUCUUUCGUGGUACCACUUCAUUUUUAGCCACAAGACACAACAAAUUUUCUUUCUCCAUCACCUUAUGGUUGGAUUGACACUAGAUAUGGACUUGUACCACGAUUAUGAGCCACUGAACUCGACCCCACUACGACCCAAGCCUGCACCGCCACCAGCCAAAGAGCUGCGAGAGAGGCAAAGAACAUUUUUAGGCUGCUAUUAUCUUGCUUCCAUGGUGGGUGCAGCAUUCCAGAAGCCGAAUCUACUCAAGCACACACAUUUCAUGGCUGAAGCAGCCGAGAAUUUGAGGAAAGCUAGAGAGUAUGAAUCAGACGAAGCCAUAAGCCAUCUGAUAUCCUUGAGGAAAAUCGAGGAACAUAUACAAGACGCGCUUUUUCCAGCCGAUACGACGCGACAGUCAAUGUCGGAUGGACGUACGCUUAUGCACUUGCGCUCUAUAGAAGCUCAACUUGACGCGUGGAAGGCCUGGUCAUGUCAAGCUGCAUCGCAAAGACUACUCGAACUUUCCCUCUCGUUCAGUACAAUGCUAUUAUACGGUGUGGCACUUCGCCCACCCCAGCUUGACGACCCGGUCUCAUCCUCUUUGCUACAACUUGACUCGGUUUUCUCUGCGCUCGAAGCGGCAAAAAGAUUUCUGGAAAUCCUACUCUCGUUUCCGGCUGACGAAUACCAUGUCAUUUCGUUUUCCGAGUGGAUGCGUUUGCCAUCUGUUAUCUUGACGAUAGCCAGACUGUGCAUUCCCAAUGACGAGCAUGUAGCACGUGGCUGGGAUGUGCAAGCAGCCCACGAGCAGGUACGCCUCGAUCUUCGCCUUGAAGCUUUGUGCCAUCAAAUGCAAACUUUGUCAACGUACGACGAGGCAAAGCAGUCCCACACUGACUUCUGGCGGGGUAUGAGUUACAUCAUUGAUUUGACUAAGGAGUGGUACAUUCGGAAGAUAAAGCAACAAGUACCCACGCAGAAAGCUUCUGGACUUACUCCAGAGGAAACAUUGAAGGCGGGUACCCGCGACAUCUCAUGCCCGAUUCCCGCCAUGUUAGCAGCGUGCUCCUCGCAUCGAGCAGAUGGGCAGUGCAACAUACCGGCCAAUGUAACCUUGGAGUCUGAAGCCAGUGUGGAGCUGGGAGGUGAUACGAACAGGAACAGCGACCCGUUCGCGCUGAUGAGAAGUGCAGAUUUCGACCUCGAACCAUUCUUCGAUAUGGCCGGAGGCAUAUGGGGCGACGACAGCUACAACUGCUAUUCUGAUAUGGCUUUUGGCGGUGGGACGUUUUUCUAGCAUCUGCUAACGAAGAUCAGAUGAUUGGUCUAGCGCCGCGUACUAGACAAUGAGCCUUCUGAGUUUCGGCAUGUGCCAUGCAAAUCUUUUCGUGAGGAGAACUAGCGCAGCCCUAUGCUAGGUGUCGACUCUAGC
This is a messenger RNA of Exserohilum turcica Et28A, 2079 nucleotides long. RefSeq lists its product as uncharacterized. Gene Ontology annotation, biological process: DNA-templated transcription; regulation of DNA-templated transcription. The record is from RefSeq and is a predicted model, not a curated record. Bases 190 to 1944 code for a protein of 584 amino acids. Gene Ontology annotation, molecular function: transcription cis-regulatory region binding; DNA-binding transcription factor activity, RNA polymerase II-specific; zinc ion binding. Gene Ontology annotation, cellular component: nucleus. The transcript is spliced from 5 exons. NCBI's taxonomy places the organism in Eukaryota, Fungi, Ascomycota, Dothideomycetes, Pleosporales, Pleosporaceae.